GCUCUCAAACAUUCAUGAAAAGCGCAACCCUAAGAAAGGGUAAACCUUGAUUGGGUAUAAAAAUGUACAAAGGAAAAAAAAUCCUACAUGGGUUGGGAUUUUGAUUUGGAUUUGGAUUUGCAUUUGGAGAUGCUUUAAAUCGCUGGUGAAAAGAUCACUCAUUUUUUAAUUCUAGCAAUCGAAACUGAAUAAGCAGCCAUGGAAGGACUGUUGUCUGCCACUGAUCAGCAGACGCUAGUCUCGUCCUUUCUGGAGAUCGCCGUUGGCCAAACGGCGGAUACUGCCCGACAGUUCUUACAGGCUACAAGUUGGCAGCUUGAGGAAGCUAUCCAACUUUAUUUUGUGGGUGGUGAUGGUGGGGUAAUUGCAUCAACUUCAUCAACUGAAAAUCCUAACCAAAAUCCAAGCACAUCAAGCAAUGUUGUGAGUGACAAUCAUGGUCAAGAAGGUGGAGAUGAAGUACGGCCUCCUUUACCAGUUGUUAGGGAGACUCUUUAUGAUGAUGCUAUGCUGUAUGGGGCAGGAUUUAUUCCACAUGAACCAAGUUCCUUGGUCGCAUUUCGUAAUUUUGGCGAGGAAGUGAGGCGUGCUGGUGUUUGGGAAUCUGAUCAAAGUGCUGCAUCAGCAUCAACGACGGAGAAUCCAAGAGAUAAUUUGGCUUCUUUAUAUCGUCCUCCUUUCCAUUUGAUGUUCCAAGGCUCAUUUGAAAAGGCAAAAGCAGUUGCUUCUAUGCAGGACAAAUGGCUCCUUGUGAACUUACAAUCCACGAAAGAGUUCAGCUCACACAUGCUUAAUCGGGAUACAUGGGCAAAUGAAGCAGUUGCUCAAACCAUCACAACCAAUUUCGUCUUCUGGCAGGUUUAUGAUGAUACAAGUGAGGGCAAGAAGGUUUGCACUUACUACAAGUUGGAUUCUAUUCCUGUUGUGCUGGUCAUUGACCCAAUCACUGGGCAAAAGAUGCGUUCAUGGGUUGGGAUGGUUCAACCGGAGAGUUUUCUAGAGGAUCUCGUACCCUUCAUGGAUGGUGGCCCACGAGAUCAUCAUGUAACUCUUUCCCAUAAGCGUCCAAGGGAAAGUGCUACUAUUCGACCUCAUAAUGCCAAAGUGUCCUCAAGUGAAACUCAUGAUGAAGAUAAGGAAUUGCAACGAGCAUUAGCUGCUUCUAUGGAAAGGGUUAAAGAUGCAGAUAUUGGUGAGAAAGAGGUAACUACUAUUGACAAUGAGCUAGAAACCUGUCCAAAAAAGAGCCCUGCCUAUCCACCUCUUCCCGAAGAAGCCAAGGGUGAUAGGAAGCUCCUAUGUAGAGUGGGUGUUCGUCUUCCAGAUGGACGCAGGGUUCAGAGAAAUUUCUUGCAUAUUGAUCCAAUACAGCUGCUGUGGUCAUUCUGCUACUCUCAACUUGGGGAAGCUGAGACGAGACAAUUCCGCCUGACACAGGCAAUUCCAGGUGCCAAAUCUCUAGAUUACGAGAGUAAGUUGACCUUCGGACAAUCAGGCCUGGACAAUUCUAUGGUCUUGGUUACUUGGGAAUGAGAAUUACACCAUUAGUUUAUUGUUGUUCUUCGGGAGGAAUGAAUUGCGGAGCCAUGGAUAAGUUUAUUUUAUGUAGAUAACCGAUGUGCGAGGCCUGAAGGUUGCAGUAAAUGUCAUCUUAGCUUUCUUUAGUAGUCAUGAAUUAUGUUUAUUAACAUCUGAUCAAACAAUUGUUUCUUUAUUUCAUUUGUUGGAUUUACUUUAAAUUAACAAACGAAAUACAGGAAUUCAUCAAUUGUGAUUUUUUUUGCUUGUAAUUUAUGUUCCCAAUAAUAAUACUUUUUGAGUCUUGACAGUUUCGGCCUAUUAGAAAUACUUCACAUUA
This is a messenger RNA of Tripterygium wilfordii, 1858 nucleotides long. Its product is annotated as plant UBX domain-containing protein 7-like. Gene Ontology annotation, molecular function: ubiquitin binding. The transcript is spliced from 11 exons. Gene Ontology annotation, cellular component: nucleus. The record is from RefSeq and is a predicted model, not a curated record. The coding region runs from base 199 to 1533 and encodes 444 amino acids. Lineage: Eukaryota; Viridiplantae; Streptophyta; Magnoliopsida; Celastrales; Celastraceae. Gene Ontology annotation, biological process: proteasome-mediated ubiquitin-dependent protein catabolic process.